GGGGGUGUAUCUACGGGUGGCUUCCCCCCUUCGGUACUGUCACCGUCAGCUGACUCGUCGGUUCAUCGUCAAUUCAUCGUGCACGACAAGGUUGUUAUGACUUUUUUAAUACUCCGUUACGUACUGUAUCAUGUUCACACUGUCGUUGUCAUUGCCGUGUGAGAAACCGUGAAACAAACCUGUUGACGGUGAACAGUUUACAUUCAAUGGAAACGUUGUUCGAACUCGUCUAUUUAGCCGCUGAGUCGAGGAACAUUAGUUAGAAGUUCGAGUGAAUCGACUGGAAAAUUAUGUGAUAUUUCCAUUCCCUUCUGGAUCCUUCAAAGUGAUGGCUUCUAUUUGUCGCCGAUGGAGACUAUGGAUUUUACCAGUUCUGACUUGUCUUUAUGCCCUUCUUAUUAUUAUCCUCGUGCCUAUUUUGUUGGCAAACUCUAUUGAGAAUGGCUUCAAGAAGCAGGAUCAGGGAGCAUUGGUUGGGGGUGCAUUCGUGUUGCUUGCAUUACCGAUUGCUUUUUAUGAAAUUGUGCAACACAUGAUAUAUUACACACAACCCAGGCUGCAGAAAUAUAUAAUCAGGAUAUUAUGGAUGGUACCAAUAUAUGCAGUGAACGCUUGGCUUGGUCUGGUUUACCCAGAAGGGAGCAUAUAUGUGGACAGUUUAAGGGAGUGUUACGAGGCUUAUGUAAUAUACAAUUUUAUGAUGUAUUUAUUGGCCUAUUUAAACGCGGAUCGUCAGCUAGAACACAGACUGGAAAUCUCUCCUCAAGUGCAUCAUAUGUUCCCAUUGUGUUGUUUACCUGACUGGGAAAUGGGAAGGGAGUUUGUACAUAUGUGCAAGCACGGAAUAUUACAGUACACUGCUGUUAGGCCUAUAUCAACUUUGAUAUCAUUUAUUUGCGAGCUUAACGGAGUAUACGGAGAAGGAGAAUUCAGAACGGACGUCGCGUUUCCUUAUAUGAUAGCUGUAAAUAACUUAUCGCAAUUCGUAGCCAUGUACUGUCUGGUGCUUUUUUACCGUGCCAACGCAGAAGCUUUGAAGCCUAUGAAGCCGGUCGGCAAGUUCUUGUGUAUUAAAGCAGUCGUAUUCUUCUCCUUUUUCCAAGGUGUAAUUGUUUCGUUGUUGGUGUACUUCGAUGUUAUAUCGAGUAUAUUUGACACAAAGGAUAUGGAUGAUAUAAGGAAUAUAUCGUCGAAACUGCAGGAUUUUCUAAUUUGCAUCGAGAUGUUCCUGGCUGCGGUUGCUCAUCACUAUAGCUUUUCUUACAAACCUUUUGUAAAUCUAGCACAAGGUCAAGCAUGGUGGGAUGCAUUCAGGGCCAUGUGGGACGUCUCAGACGUACACAAUGACAUAAAAGAGCACCUGGGCGUGGUGGGAUCUUCAUUGAGUCGCAGGAUACGUGGUCGCAAUGCUUAUCAACAAGCGUGGGGUAGCGCCACGGAACGUACAUCACUUUUACCUGAGGCCCCGGUGAUUGCGGCCAGAAGUGCACCCGCGUGUUCCUUUUCCGGUUACAAUACGGCUGAGAUUGGACAGAACGACGGCGUCGAAGCAGUUCCAGAUGUGCAGGAUAGCAGCAACGCGGUGAAGACGUAACUCAACGGUGAUAUUUUCUUCUUCUCUUUGGACUCGAGAGCGGGAACUCCAAGACGUCAUCUUGUUUGGAAGUUUUGUCCAAGAUCAUCCUGUAUCGCUAGUGCAUUGUACGAUUGAAACAAAGAAGUCUAGUUUUGCAAGGAGCAUCCCCAUGCCCCCCCCCCCCACCCGCCCAACGUAUACUGUACAAAUUGUCAUUGUCCUAAUCACCACCAUAUGCUCAUUACGAGAAACAACGUGUCACACAUAUACGAAUUAAGGAUUUGAUACACGGUACGUCAACGGCUGACAGUAAGUAUCGUCUUACCACGUCCAUUUUACGAAUACGCUUUUUUCCUCUUGAUUUGCGGGCAAGCAUCAUCGCGCCUUCAUGUUACCAAAAUGAUGUACUACCAAAUAAUUGUAUAUAAUAAUGUUUAUAUUUAGAACAAUAUAUCGGUACAGUCCUAUUUAUAAACGUGUUGCGCUAAUUAUCGCUGGUUAUCGACCUCUGGCAAUACUCGGCUGGACAGAGUUAGGCAUGUUAUGCAAAUAAAUUGAUAAAUUUUACCAAAUUACUUGAUUGCUUAGAUUUCGAUUGACCGCCAUUAGAGCUUAUAUUAUUUAUCUAGGAGAUUAAUCAACCGCUCAACUCUGACCCUGAGUAUACCGUAAACAAUGAGGAAAAAAAAUAUUAAACAUUCCUGCCAAAUGUACAUCGUUGUUUAAUUUUAUAUCAGCUGCGUUGAAUAGAAAAUAUACGGAGAAAAUAAAUACUCAGACUCACACACACACAUACAUACAAAUAUAUUUUAAUACGCUAACGACAAGUGAAAAUUGGUAUUUUGAAAGCAGUAAACGAGACGAGCCGACUAGAACAAAUAAAUUUUCUUGUGUCGUUCUUGUAUUUUAAUACACAUACACACGCGCUACACAUAUUCACAUCAUGUUGACCUAUAUCUCGUGCAUAAGUGGUGUUAAUUAUUAUAGAGAGAAAUUUGACGAGAAACAUUUUAUUUUGUGUACGUUUAGAACGAAUAAUUUUUACAAAAUUUUUCGUAAUUUUAAUCGAAUAAAGGUUUACAAAUGCUAGGGGAUAUUGCGAGUUUUUGUGAAGCAUUUGCGUGGAAGUGUACGAAUUUGAGAUACUUUAUCAGACAUUUUGGACCAAAGAUAGGAUAUUUUUUAUCUCAGAGAAGUAGCAUCCUCAGAUUUCGAAGACAGAUUAGAGAAAUGACCGUAGUAUUUCUGGCUGACCUAGCAGUUUUAUAUCGUCAAUUAGAUCCUCGAAGGAAAGGAAAAUAUUUUUAAUAUGUUUCUACCAGGUUAUUUGUAACAUUGCAAUGUAUGUGGAAUAAUUAAUUAUUAUUUUCACUUUACAAUAAUAUUAAUAGGAAUAAAAUUCGUCAGGAUACGUUGUAAAUUUUACAUACAACCAGAGAAAUUUUUAAUAUAGAUUGUGUAUUUUAAUAAUCUCUACUAAUCAUAUACAAUAGCAUAUCUCAAUUUCAUAAGUACUUAAGUCGGCGACUUUGCUAUCACUGACAAACUUUCUGGGAGAAUGGUGGUUAUAAAUACAAUAAAAAAAAAAAAAGAAAAAAAGAAUAUUCGAAACGAUAUUUGUAUAGAAUUAUAUGUAUAGAGUAAUUUUUAUUAUAUCAUCAA
Molecule: messenger RNA, 3238 nt
Organism: Megalopta genalis
Lineage: Eukaryota; Metazoa; Arthropoda; Insecta; Hymenoptera; Halictidae
Product: transmembrane protein 184C
Source: RefSeq, a predicted model, not a curated record